GUUGUAUGAUUUAGAAUCUAUCGGCCUAGAACUGUCCUAGAGUCUGUUCAAAUCAUCCCAGACAUUUUUAUUUAUCGUCCCGGGACGACGACGGGCCCUUAAUUUUGAGCCCUGGCUACAUAGUUUACCCAGAGAGAAAGCACAUAGUUCGAUCCUCUCGCUGAAACUGUUGAAUGAUUAUUUCUCAGUUUCUCUCCCUUGCAGUGUUGGCUCUAGUAAUGAUUGGUAGGACUGGGGGUGGUCAGGAUACAGCGAACGAGGCAAACAAGAAUUAUGAGGGAGAAGUAAGUAGCUAGCUAGUGCUAGUUUAUUAGUUUGUUGUUCUCACAUCGCGUGUCAUGACUUCCUUCUGCAGCGCUCUGUCAACACCAAUGACUGUGCUCAACACACACACACCCCUCCGGCGCUCCCUCCCCACCACUCAUUGGCAGUGUUCGAGAACAUCAAAACUGCAGGUGACUGCCAACUGACUGAUAACCUUGCAUCAUGAAUAACAACUCAUUAUUAUUUGUAGAUCGGUCAGUCACAGUUUACCCAUGAUAUUGUGGUUAUGAUCCCCUCGAACACGGCCACUGACUUACUCACUCAGCAACAGCCUGCAUCACUCCCUGAUUAUCAGUCGUAGUAGGUCACAGUGAAAUGUAAUACAAAUAAAAGAGAAAUGCCAUUUUCACCCACAAUAUGGUUUUCAAAGGAAAACCGCCGAUAUGGUUUUCAAAGGAAAACAUUAAAAAGCACUAACGUGUUCAUUAUUUUUAAUUUGGUGAUAAGAUUUGCUCUGUUUCAGUACAUGCGUGUAGGCCUUGAUCCCAUUGGAUUGGAUGUUUGGCCUAGUCAUUUGUAGAUUGUCAGGUUUCAGUUAUUAUUACCAGGUUGCGAAAUGGUAAUAACUAAAGAGAUCUUGCUAAUGAAACGCAUUCAAUUGAAUGAGUUUGACUUUCUUACGAGAAUGAAUGCUUUCAACUACCCUUUCUAUACAUCCCCAUGAUAUUUAUUUUGCCCUAUAAUUAGGUACUUAAUUAAAUCGGUGUUAAAUAUUAUAUUCUUAUUCAUGAUUCAGCAAUUACGUUUUUAACUGCGGUAUCCCCAACGUUUUCUAUGCAGGUGUAGUGAGAAGCGUGGUUCUCCUGUGUAUCUGGACUGUAUCUGGACUGUAUCAAUGGUGUCGUUAAGCAACAGAGCGCUGGUCUCUGAUAAUGACCUCUUUAGGGAAGGUGUUAGCCUGGUCUCCCUGGGGCUUGUAGAGGGAGAGGGCAGUGAGGGGGGGAGCGAGGGGGGGAGCUUUACUUCCUGUUACAGUCCCGAGGCCGGGGACAUGGGGGCUCGACUCAGCUUCAGCCCUGGAGAGGAGGAGGAUGACGAAGAGGAAGGGGGCCUGCUCCGACUAAAUCUGACCCCCACAGAGGGUCUGCCUGACUUCAGCCCCUGCCUGCCCUCACCCUUCUCUCCCACCAUGGAGGACAUCGAGGAGUUCCUCAGGGAGAAGAUGGAGCUGGUGAGAGAGGGGGUUCUCUUCUCUAGUGAACCCAUAGAGGAGCCAGCUCCCUCCCCUUCCAGCUCCAUGGAACAACCCCUCUCCUCAGGGGGACACAGUGAGCCAGGGACCAGCAAUGCUCUGUCACCCCCCACCCCACAAACCCCCAAUUGCCCUCACACCCGAAGCCCAUCCCCCCUCACCCCCUCAGUGUUCCUGGGAGCACCCCUGGUUUUCCAGGUCCAGUCCUUGCCUCUGGCCCAGCCUCACCCCCAGACAGGCUCUCCUCCUGGUGCAUCCAGUGGGCUGAGAUUGGCCCACCUGGUUCUGGGACUCCACGGAGGACAGAAUGUUACCCUGCUGGCCUCACAGGUGCCCUCCACCCUUCUCAACAUAGCCAGCACGGACGCUCCAGACCAGAAGUACGUGAAUAUUGCCCCUCUACCGAUCACUGUGAGGAUUGCCGGGGGGCUUGUUGGGGCAACAGUCAUUGGGGGUCACAGUGGAGGGGUUGUGGUCAAAUCUAUGGCCCCCCCUAGGGUCAACAGACCCCCUCCUAAAGAGACGCUGAGGGUACACAAAUGUUCUCACCCGGGCUGUGAGAAGAUGUACACUAAGAGCAGCCAUCUGAAGGCCCACUUCCGCAGACACACCGGAGAAAAGCCAUACACCUGCAGCUGGCCUGACUGUGUCUGGAGGUUCUCUCGUUCUGAUGAGCUGUCUCGUCACCGGCGCUCCCACUCCGGGGUCAAGCCCUACGAGUGCUCUCUGUGUGAGAAGAAGUUUGCCCGCAGUGACCACCUCUCCAAACACACCAAGGUGCACCGCAGCCCCCGGCCUGGCAGAAUCGUCAGAACUACCAUCUGACCCAGCCAGCAUCUCGACACAGCAAACCCAGCUCAGCCCAGUCGUGAUCCUGAUGCCACCCGUAACCCCGUUGCAGCACUUGACCUGGACGGCAGAAUUAUUAGUACCUGCCUCUAGAAUUCAGAGCAGCCUGGUCCCACACCUACACCCUGGCUGUGCCUGCCCAGUCCAACCUCAACCCGACCACAGGCGAACAGACUAAUCAGACUCAUCCACCCAGACCUUCCCCGGGAAGGCCCCGUUAGGGAGUCUGAGUCCUCAUCAGGACACUGGUGCUACAGGAGCAGACCUGGGCCAGAACUUAGAGUAGGGUUCUGAAUCUGAUUCAGACCCUGCUGAGCUCUGCCCUCUUUACCCUCUCCUCUCCUCCCUCCUGCAGCAGAGCAGAUGAGGGCUUGUCCUGGUGCUAGACAGUGAACUAACAGGUAACGGCCAUCUCAAGGAUGUGAUUGUUCAGCUUAAAGCGGAUUUCAGGCCUUUAGGUUAAAUCAAAUCCCCCUGCCACACACACACCUCGCUACCCUUAGCAGAUGACAAGUGUGACAGGCAGCUGCACAAGGUCUAACUCUCAGAAGAUAAUGUUGUAUAUGUCAUUAGAUUGUGUUUAAAAGACUACACUGUCACACAUUCUAUUCUACAUAUUAUAUUGCUCUGUGAAUCUGCUUCAGGAGUUAGACCCUCAAGACAGUCUGAGGUAAAUGCACUGGCCCAGCUCAUUCUAGCCCAUAAUCUGUGCUAUUAGCCCAGUUGAAAUUUGAAAGUACUGUGUUGAUAUGUGAGCUGCCAGAUUCUCUCAGAGAACAGGUUUGAGUCUAAAUCUCUUACAUAUCCCCUCCUGCUCCCCAUAGUGCCAACCCUCUGGCCCAAUCACAUCCCCCCCCUGACCUAACAGCCAAUUCAGUACUGUUAUCACCGCUUCCCUGACCUCGUGCCUCUUCCCACUCCCUAAAAGACGUCAGGGCUGCAGACUAGUGUCUGCUGGUUUUCACCAUGGUGCUUUACUGGUCCAUUAUGUAAUAACUGGUUAGUUAAGAGUCCACUCACAGCCACCUGGUUUGCGUCAGAUGCUGAUUGAAGGCAAGUAACUGAGUGAAAACCAGCAGACACCGCAGCCCACCUGGUCCACACUCUUAAACCUAUAAGCUCUUUUACUUUCUUUAUAUGUCUUUGAAAUCAAUGUUAAACUGACAAAAGAGACUCUGCAAAAGCUACUUAUGUGUAUACUGUAUGUUUUAUACAUGGGCUUUUCAAUGCAAAGCAAUCCGAUAUGAAGAAGUGCUUCGUCAUUUACAGUAGUAAAGGUUAGUAGGUUAGGCCAGCAAGCAAAGCUAGUCAUUUAUAGUGUACAGUACUGUACCUGAAAAGGGCAGCUGAUCGUUGUCCAAUCUGUGUCUGUAAAAUUUAACAUGUACAGAACAUAUAGAAGCUCCUUUCCAGAAAAACCCUUAGUCAGUACAUUAAGCUAUCCAGUGGUGUCUGUGCUUAGUGAAACUGUGGAAUGUUAUUGAGGGGUCAUCAGAUCAGCCAGACGGGAGUUAAUUAUAAGACUCACUCUUCCAUUAAUGAGUUAACCCAUCACACCUCAUCAAUAUGAGCCCUCUGUUCUCAAGUGCACUUAUGUUAGCAUGUCCAGUAGGAGAGGGUUAAGCAUGGAGAAAAGUUAUAGGGAGCCCAACGGCUAAGGAAUUGGACCUGUUGCUGAAAGGUGUCUGGUUCAAAUCCUGUGGCGGGCACUGGAAAAAUAGGUGUGAAUUGAUCUGGUAACUGAAGGGCUGCUGGAUUCACAUCCUAAAGAUGUUCUUCUACUGUUGGGCCCUUAACACCACAGCAUGCUUUCCAUCCAGGGGCCCUGCACUGCAGCUUUACCCUGUGCUUGUCUCAACUGUGUGUGAUGUGUGCUGUAAGACAUGGACAAUAAAGUUGUUUUCUAAAUGCUAUGCCAAGGACUGGAGGGCUCUGCUACCAGUAUGUAAGCUGUAGCUCUGGAUUUGAGUGUAAAAUGUGCUUUUUCAACAGGCUACUGCACUUAGGAAACCAUAUAGAGAAAACAAUGGACUUUUCAGGGUAGCAGUUUUGGCCCAUAUUCCUUCAGAGAAACCAGAGUGGGUACAUGCGCUUUAAACCCACUUAUAUUGUACUCAAAUGUCCAGUCCAUCACUCACAUUUGCCAUCGAUCCCAGUGAUUCAGAAUUUAUGAUGAGCCAACCUUUUUUUUUAAACACAUUUACCCAUUUGGAUGGGUAAACUCCAUCAGUAUCACGGGCAAUCAUCAUCAUUAAAUGGAUAUCUUGCCAUUACAGAAACAGUUUGUUGUUUUUUAAUAUUGUUUGUGUAUUUCUUUCUUUGGACAUGACUCGUUUGAUUAGAUCACGACCACAUCAACCCACCUAGACAUACGUCUGACCCAGCUGUGUGUCCAUGGCUGAUCGGGUCCCUCUGAUUCAGUCCUAUUGUACAUUUUCCCCUUUCUGCCUUACUUUCAAUCAUAGGUCGCUCUCUCCCAGUAACUCUAUCUAACUACUGUAAUAAUUCAGUUCUGCUGAAAUACACGUUCAAAAAAGAAUUGAAUACCAGAAAUGCUAUUUUCCUAUGUAUGAGAAUAAAGGAUAAGAAAAUGUAAACAUGA
This is a messenger RNA of Oncorhynchus kisutch (coho salmon), 4967 nucleotides long. RefSeq names its product Krueppel-like factor 15. The record is from RefSeq and is a predicted model, not a curated record. The transcript has 2 exons. Bases 1160 to 2341 code for a protein of 393 amino acids. Gene Ontology annotation, biological process: regulation of transcription by RNA polymerase II. NCBI's taxonomy places the organism in Eukaryota, Metazoa, Chordata, Actinopteri, Salmoniformes, Salmonidae. Gene Ontology annotation, molecular function: RNA polymerase II cis-regulatory region sequence-specific DNA binding; DNA-binding transcription factor activity, RNA polymerase II-specific.